CUACUUCUUUGCAUAAAAAUAAAAAAUGAAAUAAAUCCUGCUUCUCUCUGACGCUAUCGUCACCCGCUCUUGGCGCAUUCACACGAAGCCUUGACGGCAGAUCUAGGCUUCAGGCUGUGUUUCCUUUCCGUUGAUUGUCACUACAAAUUGAUAAUUGAUUCACAAUUUUUAUUUGAACCAUGAAAGACAACUUUUAUUCACGGCUAUUGCAGCAGAUCUAACUUUGUCACCAUAUAAUCUCAAUCUUUAAAAUAAUGUUUGCCACAUAUCGCACAUCAGAGCAGAUCCAACUUCUUCUGUUAUGAUGGUCCAUUUCUCUCUCCAAACAUACCGUCACAAUUUACUCUGCUCCCGGCACUCCAAUUCCAAUUUAUGCAAACCCACUGUGGGCCCAAAGCCUUUAGAUACUCAGCCUUCAUCAGCUUCAGAGGUUUAGACACGCGUCGCGGAUUUAGCGGCUUCCUCAACAAAUAUCUAACUGAUCGAGGAUUCCGCACUUUCUUCGACGAUGGUGAAAUUGAAAUAGGGACCCAAAUAACAGUACGAAUUCAUAAGGGAAUCGAAGAUUCAAGGAUUUUCAUCCCCAUUUUAUCGGAAAAUUAUGCAUCUUCUUCCUUUUGCUUAGACGAACUUGUGAAGAUUCUUGCAGAAUUUCAAAAGGGGAAUGGUCGAUGGGUUUUUCCUGUUUUUUAUUACGUUAGUAUCUCUGAUGUGAAAAAUCAAACAGGCAGUUAUGGACAAGCAUUGACGGUUCUUAAGAACGGUGUCGAGCAUGAGAGAUUUGAAAAAUGGAUCAGCGCCUUAACUUCAAUUGCUGACUUUCGCGGCUGCCAUAUGGAAAGGGCAAAGGGUAUAUAUGAAUUCCAGUACAUAUAUGAGAUUAUUCAAGAGGUCUCUAAACAUGUUGCUUGCUCAAUCGGCCUAGAUCAUCGAGUAGAGAAAGUUAUGCGUUGUUUGACUUCCGGAUCUGACGAUAAUAGAGUCUACGUGGUAGGGAUAUGUGGAGUUCCUGGAAUAGGGAAAACCACACUAGCUCGUGGAAUUUAUCUCUUCCAUGGUGCCAUUGAAUUUGAUUGUCGUUACUUUUUUGAUAAUGUGGAAGAGUAUUUAAAGAAACAUGGAUUAGUACGUCUCCAACAGAUGCUUCUAUCUGAAAUAGUUGGACACCACAACAGUACUAGGUUUAAAAGUUUGGAUAAAGGGAUCUCAUCAACAAUAAAACACAUGCUCAACCAAAAAAAGGUUUUCUUGAUUCUCGAAAACAUUCAUGAUUCAGAAGUCUUGAAAGUCAUUGUUAAACUGACUACUUUCUUUGGUUCUGGUAGCAAAGUCAUCAUUACUGCAAGGGAGAAAUGUUUUCUAGAAUUUCAUGGCAUUAAAAGAAUAUAUGAGGUAGAAAGAAUGAAUAAGGCAGAGGCUUUUCAAUUGCUUAAUUUGAAAGCUUUUGAUUCUAUGAACAUUAGUCCCUGUCAUGUGACCAUUUUAGAGGGUCUUGAAACUUAUGCUUCUGGGCAUCCAUUCAUAUUGGAAAUGAUAGGUUCCUACUUGAGUGGGAAAAGUAUAGAAGAAUGUGAAUCUGCAUUGCACCAGUAUAAACAAAUUCCAAACGAAGACAUCAAAAUGAUACUACAAGUAAGCUUUGAUGCUUUGGAUAACUUUCAGCAGAAUAUGUUGAUUCACAUUGCACUUCACCUCAAAGAUCAGGAAUUGGCGGUGGUUGAAGACCUGCUUCAUUGUAAAUAUGGUGUGUGCCCGAAAGAUGAUAUUAGAGUGUUGCUUAAUAAAUCUCUCAUAAAGAUUAAUGAGAAUGGUCAGGUGGUAUUACAUGGCUUAACACAAGACAUGGUUAGAGAUGAUAUUCCAGUAGAAGAUCUUGGCUAAAUUAGUAGGAUACAGUUGUUUGAGGAGCAUGACAAGCGGCAAAUCCAACCAGCCUUCAGUGAUGGAAGCAUGAUUUAGGAUUCAAUGGAAUUGGAAUAUCAAUCAUCAGAGCAUUGGUGUCUUCCUCCUCUUCUCCUGAUGGUUCAUAGUGUUUCUUAGGAUCCACCCCCUUCUUUGAUACAUUGAUCCUAUAAUUUGGGUUGCGUCUAACUUAAUUUUACAAAACCAGCUUGUAAGGUAAGAGGUAUUGCUUUUUAUAAACUCUUUUUAGGUCUUAUUUCUUUUCAAUGUAAAACUUGGAUUUUUCCAAUACACCCCUCACACCUAACACUAUUGAGCUUGGUUUGUAAAUAGUUUGAUGGGUGACUUGAAUGGAUAGACUGUGAUACCAUAAUAGAAUUUGAGUUAGGCUGAACUGAAAUUCUAAGAUGGUAUCCGAGACUAUUCAACAUUAAUUGAGUCACCUUCUAUCGGGCGACUCGAGUCACACUCCAGAUGUCUGGUGCUGAGUUUUAGGGUGUGCGUUAAGAGUUUUAUAUUGGAUGAGAUAUGACUUGAAAAUGAGGCUACAGGUGGAAGACAUCUCUAACUUUACAAGUUGAUUUUGUAGUGUUGUGUUAGGUCCAACCAAAAUUCUAAUUUAUCACGAAUAUUCACUAGUUAAUUUAUGUGGAAACUUUGAUGUGAUUGUCCAUUUUACUCUUUUGAAUCAAUUAGUUACAUUGGCCCUUGA
Messenger RNA from Medicago truncatula (barrel medic), 2614 nucleotides. Its product is annotated as disease resistance protein RUN1. The record is from RefSeq and is a predicted model, not a curated record. Gene Ontology annotation, molecular function: ADP binding. Bases 373 to 1881 code for a protein of 502 amino acids. The transcript is spliced from 3 exons. Gene Ontology annotation, biological process: defense response; signal transduction. NCBI's taxonomy places the organism in Eukaryota, Viridiplantae, Streptophyta, Magnoliopsida, Fabales, Fabaceae.